AUUCUAUCUCUUGUUUGAGGUUUAACCUUUACAAAGAGAAUCCACGGUACUUAUCGAAAUAAAACAAACUCUUGACAGGUGUCUCACGAAAGAAAAAAUGGCAAAAUAUUUAAAUUAUGGAUUCUUUUUAAUAUUUUUUAUCCUAAAUUUAGCGGCCGCAGAACGAAUAAAAGAUAUGAUUUACAUGAAUUUUGAAGGAGUUGCUGCCUGUUUUCGUAGACAUAAUGGAACACAUCAAUUUGGAUGUUCUUCAAAUAGGUCAGGAAGUGUUGGCAUUAUUCAUUUAGUUGAAGGUGAAAGUGAUAUUAGGUGGCUUGAAUAUAAUGCAACUGCUGGAGAAUAUACUGUAGUUCUUACAUUUUCUAUGUUUACCAGAAAUACAUUACUUAGAUUAAGAAAUACACAUAAGAUAAAUGGAGUUUUAUUAGCUAGAAAUAUUAGUCAACCACGUCCUGAUUUUUAUUCUCCUGAAGAUACUUGUCCUAAUAGAUAUUCAGGAUAUAAAAAGUGCAAUGAUGCUUCUCCAUGGAAUCCUAGUGGAUCUUCAUUACUUAUGGAAGAUUGGCCUUUCCCAAUGUUUUAUACAGAGAAUCAAACAUUGAUAGAAGCUAUAAGAUCUUGUUUCUUGACACAUAAUGCAUAUGAUCUAAAAAAUCAAAAAUAUAGACCACUAUGUGCAUUAGAAAUGAAAUCAUUCAUGUUUGCUGCAAUUAAUUCUGAAUCUUGCAUUAAACGUAGUGAUUUUAAGUUAAAUUUCAAUCCAACACAAUUUUGUGAUCCAUUGGGAGAUAGAAAUAUAUAUUGGCCUUUAGCUCCCAUAAAUAAAGAUAACAAUUCCAUAAUAUUAGUAAUAGCCAGAUUAGAUGCUUCUUCUUUAUUUGAUGGAAUAUCACCUGGAGCAGAAAAUGUAGUUACAGGAUUAGUAACUCUACUUGCAACUGCUUAUUAUUUGAAUAUCUUAGCUAAAGAUAUUGUACUAAAUAACACUAAUGUUGUCUUUGCUUUAUUAAAUGGUGAAGCUUUUGACUAUAUAGGAUCUAGUAGACUAAUUUAUGAUUUGAAAGAAGGUAAUUUUAAUGCAUUAGGUGGAGUAAAUUUAAAAUUUGAUGAUAUUAAGAGUGUAAUUGAAUUUGGUCAGCUGACUAAAGGAAAAUUAUAUGUACAUUCUAAUAAUGCACAAAACGACGAAAUAAUAAAUAAAAUCAGUACAGUCUUACAUGCAGAUGUUAUGGAAAAUAGUGUUCCACCUACAUCUAUACAAAGUUUCUUAGAAGAAAAACCAAAUUUAACUGCCAUUGUUAUAAGCAAUCACGGUAAACAAUUUGAAAAUAAAUAUUAUAAUGGAAUUUUGGAUAAUGCAGAAAGUCUUAAUUUUAAUAGGAGCGGCAUAAAUGAGCUUGCAACUGUUUUAGCAAAAAUAGCAGUUGAUGUCGCUAAAAUUCUUUAUAAAAAAGUAUCUGGUAAUGAGCCUCCAUCCAUAGAUAAUUCUUCUGUUGAAUAUCAGAUUUCGGAAAUGUUGAUUUGUUACCUAGAAAGUGCUAACUGUCCUUUAUUUCAUGCUGUUUCACCUCCAAAUGCUAAAUUAAUUAAUCAAGUUUUAUCAUUAUAUGUUGGUGUACAUAGAGUACCGAAUACUGCCACUACAUUAACUGGUCAACUUCUUGCAUAUUUGACUAGAGAAGAAGUUCCACAUAUGACAGAAGCGACAUGUUACGAAAAUCAUCUUAUUUGGAUGGAUGAUUAUAAUUCUACAGGUUUAUGUAUAAAUUCUACUGUAAAUUAUAGUACAGCUAUGAGUCCUGCAUUUAUCAUUGAUGGAUACGAUAUGAAAUCAGGAGUUUAUUCAACAUGGACAGAAUCCAUAUGGCAAACUUUAAGUGUAAGAAUGUUUCUGAAACCUUCAGUAGCUACAGAACAACUUACUAUGAUUUUAGGAACUUCAGUAGCUAGUAUAUCAUUCGUCCUUGUAUGGUUUAUUAAUUCCCGGGCUGAUAUAUUGUUUAAUUCAAGAAAUUUGUUUUAGAAGAACUCUAAACUGUUAGGGAUACGCUGCGGACCACAUAUCAAUGGCCAGAUUGGAUCAUCG
Molecule: messenger RNA, 2086 nt
Organism: Apis florea (little honeybee)
Lineage: Eukaryota; Metazoa; Arthropoda; Insecta; Hymenoptera; Apidae
Gene: Nct
Product: Nicastrin
Biological process (GO): Notch receptor processing; protein processing
Cellular component (GO): plasma membrane
Source: RefSeq, a predicted model, not a curated record